GAGAGAGAGAGAGAGAGAGAGAGAGAAUCCCCAAAAAGUGUGCGACUUCUUCUUACAAGUACCACAGCCACGCCCAUAAGAGACUCCCUCCCCCUUUCGUCAUUUUGCUUCAUUCUCUCUUCUCUUCCGCUUUUCAUCCUCUCCCCCCUCUCCUCCCCCUUUCCCCAACCCUCUCUCUUCUCUCCUCAAGGUUACUCUUCACUUUUCAUAUCGCCAUGGGGGACGCUCCUGACGCCGGCAUGGACGCCGUCCAGCGGCGCCUUAUGUUCGAGGACGAAUGCAUCUUGGUAGAUGAGAAUGAUCGUGUUGUUGGUCAUGAUACGAAAUACAAUUGUCACUUGUGGGAAAAAAUUCAAUCCGGAAAUAUGCUACAUAGAGCUUUCAGUGUAUUUCUUUUUAACUCAAAAUAUGAGUUACUUCUUCAGCAACGGUCUGCAACAAAGGUAACAUUCCCUCUUGUGUGGACGAACACCUGCUGCAGCCAUCCAUUAUACCGUGAAUCUGAGCUUAUUCAGGAGAAUGUCCUUGGUGUAAGGAAUGCUGCACAAAGAAAGCUCUUGGAUGAACUGGGCAUUCCUGCUGAAGAUGUGCCAGUUGAUCAGUUCAUCCCACUGGGCCGCAUACUGUACAAGGCACCUUCUGAUGGCAAGUGGGGGGAGCAUGAACUUGAUUACCUCCUUUUCAUUGUCCAAGACGUUACUGUCAAUCCAAACCCGGAUGAAGUAGCCGAUGUCAAAUAUGUGAAUCGAGGUCAAUUGAAAGAGCUAUUGAGGAAAGCAGAUGCUGGUGAGGACGGUUUGAAGCUGUCCCCUUGGUUCAGGCUAGUCGUGGACAAUUUCUUGUUCAAGUGGUGGGAUCAUGUUGAGAAAGGAACUGUCAAGGAAGCUGCCGACAUGAAAACCAUUCAUAAGCUGACUUGAAAGUUUCAGGUCAUAUACCAAUAAAAUUCCAAAUAAUAAGGCAUGAUAUCCUUGUUGUCUUGCUUAAUUCUGUCUUGUUUUGAACCACAACUUGUUACAAUUUACAGAUAGCUAUUUUUGUGUUGUAUUGAACUGGCUGACACAAGAGUUGCAGUCUCAUGAUUUAAGAGAGCUCAACAAGAAUCUGUGCUGUUGGGAUUUAUAUAUUGUUAACUCGAAUUUAUUUGUUUUAUGGAUAUGUUGGAAAUAUCAUAUGCAACGAUGUGAGGUGUAUGCUUUGUGAUUUUUUA
Juglans regia (Persian walnut) is the source of this 1210-nucleotide messenger RNA. RefSeq names its product isopentenyl-diphosphate Delta-isomerase I. Lineage: Eukaryota; Viridiplantae; Streptophyta; Magnoliopsida; Fagales; Juglandaceae. The record is from RefSeq and is a predicted model, not a curated record. The transcript is spliced from 6 exons. Gene Ontology annotation, cellular component: cytoplasm. The coding region runs from base 216 to 920 and encodes 234 amino acids. Gene Ontology annotation, biological process: isopentenyl diphosphate biosynthetic process; isoprenoid biosynthetic process. Gene Ontology annotation, molecular function: isopentenyl-diphosphate delta-isomerase activity.